AUGUCGAUGGAUCUGGAUGCCCCCGUCCCCAUGACAGGACUGCAGGAGCAGCCUGUCGUGAUGGCGACUAUUCUGUGUUGUAACUGCGGUGCUCCGAUCGAUGGAACAGCUUCAGCUGGUGCUCUCUGCUCUGAAUGUCUGCGAAAUACUGUUGACGUCUCUCAGGGCAUUCAGAGAGAGGGAACCUUGCACUGUUGUCGAGACUGCGAGCGCUGGUUGCAACCACCCAACAGCUGGGUUGUUGCAACUCCCGAAUCCAAGGAACUGUUGGCCGUCUGCUUGCGUCGACUCCGCGGCUUGAACAAAGUGCGAAUCAUCGAUGCGAGUUUCAUCUGGACUGAGCCUCAUUCCCGCCGUAUCAAAGUGAAAAUUACCAUUCAGCAGGAAGCAUUCCAGGGCACGAUCGUUCAACAGACCUUCGAAGUGGAAUACGUGGUUGCUUCUCAACAGUGCGACGACUGCAAGAAGAGUUACACUCACAACACUUGGCGAGCCUCGGUACAAGUGCGACAGAAGGUUCCGCACAAGCGCACAUUCCUGUACCUGGAACAACUCAUCCUGAAGGCUGGUGCCCAUAAGGAUACAGUCAACAUCAAGGAAGCCAAGGAUGGUCUUGAUUUCUACUUUGCGCAGCGUAACCAUGCCGAAAAGAUGGUGGACUUUCUCCAAUCUACAAUCCCUUGCAAGAUGAAGAAGUCCCAGGAGCUCAUCUCCAUGGAUAUUCAUACCUCCACCAAGUCUUACAAGUUCACUUUCUCCGUGGAACUUAUUCCCAUCUGCAAAGAUGAUUUGGUCGCCCUGCCUAUUAAGCUUGCUCGUCAGUGCGGUAACAUCUCACCUUUGACCCUCUGCCACCGUGUUGGAACCGCCAUCAACCUUCUCGAUCCUUUCACUCUCCAAACUGCCGAUGUCACCAGCAACACCUAUUGGCGAUCUCCAUUCAAGAAUCUCGCCGACGUGACAGAACUGAAGGAGUUCAUCAUCAUGGAUAUUGAGCCUCUUGGUCACUCAAGCGGACGCUAUCAGCUCUCAGAAGCCACCGUUGCGCGAGCAUCUGAUCUUGGCAGUAACGACACAACAUACUACACGAGGACUCAUCUUGGUGGCAUUCUGCACGUUGGUGAUUCUGUCCUGGGCUACCACCUGACUGGCACAAUUUUCAAUGACCCCAACUUUGAAGCCAUCGAGGCUAGCAACCAGUACGGGUCAACGAUUCCGGACGUCAUUCUCGUCAAGAAGCACUAUGCUCGCAAGAAGAAGCCCAAGAACCGCGCCUGGCGCCUCAAGCGUAUGGCUCGCGAGUACGAGGAGGAAGCCUUACAGCAGACUCGUCGUCAAGAGCAGGAGCAGGAUCGCCUCGAGCAAGACUUUGAAAUGUUCUUGCGCGAUGUCGAGGAGGAUCAAGAGCUCCGCCAGACCCUUGAUCUGUACAAGGCUCGUCGCAAGCCUGAGCAAGAUCAUGAAAUGGAUGAGGACAGCGGCAGUGACGAUGAGGUGCCCAAGAUCGACAUGGAGGAACUGCUCGACGACUUCGACGAGUUGAACAUGAACGAAGAAUAA
Messenger RNA from Penicillium oxalicum, 1560 nucleotides. RefSeq names its product ribosome-binding protein NMD3. The transcript is spliced from 7 exons. Gene Ontology annotation, biological process: ribosomal large subunit export from nucleus. Gene Ontology annotation, molecular function: ribosomal large subunit binding. The record is from RefSeq and is a predicted model, not a curated record. Bases 1 to 1560 code for a protein of 519 amino acids. NCBI's taxonomy places the organism in Eukaryota, Fungi, Ascomycota, Eurotiomycetes, Eurotiales, Aspergillaceae. Gene Ontology annotation, cellular component: nucleus; cytoplasm.